Molecule: messenger RNA, 8553 nt
Organism: Candoia aspera
Lineage: Eukaryota; Metazoa; Chordata; Lepidosauria; Squamata; Candoiidae
Gene: KIF26A
Product: kinesin family member 26A
Exons: 16
Coding region: 1-6183 (2060 amino acids)
Biological process (GO): microtubule-based movement
Molecular function (GO): microtubule binding; ATP binding; microtubule motor activity
Source: RefSeq, a predicted model, not a curated record
AUGGCUUUUCAAAAAGCAACGGAGCCUUCCAGCGCUACAAGGAAACCCCCCAGUUUGUUGGAGAUCGGAGCGCUCUGCUUGGAUUCCGAGAUCAUCUUCGGGUUUACCAGCCACCUUCUCAGGAGGAAAAGCAAGGUAACCGAAGGCGGCUCUCGGCGCGAAAUAACGCCGAUCUCCCUGGAGUUUCCUCAGCGGAAGAGGCCCCUUCAGGCAGCGGUCCCUGAAGACCGAUGCGGCAGUCGUCCCGCUCCGGAGGGAGCCGGAGCCGCCUCGGCGGGCGAGCUGGGGCACUUCGAGGGAGCCGCGAAAGGGGAAUGGUGCCGAAGCUGCCAAGCCAAGCUGGCCGAAUUCAAGAGGCAAGCAGUGAAGCUCGCCUCGGGCUACAACGCCCUGGCCCCGCCGGACCCACGAUUAUCAGCUUUAAUUUUUGACAAGCUUCAAGUGCCUGAAUAUUUACAGAAACCUAGGAGUGAAGGGGAAAGCAGGUGUGAUGUUUGUGCUGCCCACCUGAAUCAGCUGAAGCAAGAAGCAGUCCAGGUCAUCCACAACCUUGACCAAGCCAGCUGUCAAGAGGCAACAGAUCCCCCCCAAAGUGCCGUGGCAAUGGCUGCUGUGAUACCAAGAAUGACCUCCCAGAACAUGGUCAGCGUCUCUUCUCAGAAGGACUUGUCCCUCAUGGCUGGACAGGGGGGUAGACAGCCUGGCAAAACCACCAGCCUUUUCUCUGGGACGGAGAGGAAGAAGGGACUAGGGUGGCCACAAGGUGCGGGUGGCUUCCCAAACUCCAGCGUUCAAGUGACAGUGGCUCCCAGUGGCCUUAGUGGGGCAUUGAGCUCAGUAACGAUCCAGGCUCAGCAGUACCUUGAAGGGAUGUGGAGUAUCUCCCGAGUAAACAGUUUUCUUCCUCAAGCUUGUCUAGAGGCAGCACCAGGAGAGUGUGGAAAGGAAGGUUCUAAUUUUCAAGUUACCUCAGGACAAAACAACUGUGACCAGAUUGGGACUGGCGGUUCCCAGAGUUUGGUUGCUCCUGCUGGCGUCUCUGCGGGUCCUUCAGCGGCAGCUUCUUUCUUCAUAAGAGCUGCCCAGAAACUUAACCUGUCCUCAAAGAAAAAGAAGCACCAUGUACCUUUGCUGCACUCCCAUGGUGUCUCUAUCUAUACCACCAAUUUUAGUGGCAUCCUACAGAUGUAUCCUCCUCCAGCACCACCAUGCCUUUUAAGAGCUGUAUCAAAAGUCAAAGACAACCCAGGAAUUGGAAAGGUGAAAGUGAUGGUGAGAAUUUGCCCGUCACAAGGAACACACAACACAUCAGAAUCAAUGUCGUUUCUGAAAGUAGAUUCACGAAAAAAGCAGAUCACACUUUAUGACCCAUCCACAAGUGGGUCUAAUGCAAGUCACCGAAGAGGAGCUGUGGCUGUCCCAAAGAUGUUUGCCUUUGAUGCAGUAUUCCCCCAGGAUGCUUCCCAGGCUGAGGUAUGCUCUGGAACAGUAGCAGAAGUAAUCCAGUCUGUCGUGAAUGGUGCAGAUGGUUGCAUCUUUUGCUUUGGCCAUGUCAAGCUUGGCAAAUCCUACACAAUGUUUGGAAAAGAUAAAUCCACACAGAGCCUUGGCAUUGUACCAUGUGCUAUCUCAUGGCUCUUCAAGUUAAUCAAUGAGCGCAAGGAAAAGACUGGGACUCGUUUCUCAAUUCGAGUAUCUGCUGUGGAGAUCAGUGGCAAAGAUGAAAACCUACAGGAUUUGUUAGCUGAAGUAGCCACCGGCAGUCUUCAAGAUGGACAGUCCCCAGGGGUCUACCUACGAGAGGAUCCGAUAUGUGGAACACAGCUUCAGAAUCAAAGUGAAUUGAGGGCCCCAACAGCAGAGAAAGCAGCUUUUUUCCUUGAUGCAGCGCUGGCUGCCAGAAGUACUAGCAAACCAGAAUGUGAUGAAGAAGAUCGGAGGAAUUCACACAUGUUUUUUACUCUUCAUAUAUACCAAUAUCGCAUGGAGAAGAGUGGCAAAGGAGGAAUGUCAGGUGGACGCAGUCGUUUACAUCUCAUUGACCUGGGAAGCUGUGAAAAAGUACUAAACAAAAGUCGAGAUGGAGGAAGUCCCCUCUGCCUCUCUUUGCCUGCAUUAGGCAGUGUCGUUCUGGCCUUAAUUAAUGGUGCCAAGCAUGUGCCAUACAAGGAUAAUAAACUGACAAUGCUGCUAAGAGAAUCGCUUGGGAACAUCAACUGCAGAACAACCAUGCUAGCCCAUAUAUCAGAUUCCCCAGGAAGUUAUGCAGAAAGUCUCAUGACAAUUCAGCUUGCCUCUCGUAUCCACAGGAUGAGGAAGAAGAAAUCCAAGUAUGCAUCUAGCUCAUCUGGAGGAGAAAGUUCGUGUGAAGAAGGCCACAUUCGAAGACCUCCUCAUCUAAGGCCAUUUCAUCCAAGGACUAUAGCUCUUGAUCCUGACAUUCCUGUGUUGACUCUUUCCAGUGAGCAUGAUUAUUCCUCCAGUAGUGAGCAGUCCUGUGACACUGUUAUCUAUGUCGGUUCCAAUGGUACUGCUUUGUCAGACAGGGAGCUGACAGAUAAUGAAGGCCCUCCAGAAUUUGUUCCCAUAAUCCCUUCCUUGAACAAAAAAAGAAGCAAGGACAACUGUGGUCUUCCAAAAAGCUCUGACAAAGAUCACUUUAAGUGCAACACCUUCGCAGAAUUGCAGGAGAGGCUGGAGUGUAUCGAUGGAAGUGAGGAACCUGUCAAGUUUUCUGGCGGGGAGAUCGUUGCUGCGACUUCUACUAGCACAAUGCCCAUAUCCACAGAAAACGGGCAGUCUAAAUCCAAACCAUCUUCUCCUCUUGGAGGGUUUAAAAAACCGUUUUCACAAGAAAUGGGAGCUCCAAAAAAGGGACAUAACACUUAUUUCCAGCGUAACAGCAGUUGCCCUGAAAAGAAGGUAUCUCCUUUAAAAACAGAACAUGCCAAAUUCCAGUCAAAGCCUGAAAGCAAGAGAGUAGAUUUCAGUGAGGAUAAUGAAGCAGCGGCUGAUUCCUGCCAAUUACCAACAAGUAAUUCUGUUAAGACUUAUGAAUCAAGUCAAGCUGAUGCUGAAAUGGUUGUGAAAGAAAAACCUUCAUAUACGAAGAGACCGUUGCCCAGCCCUGCCCCACCACCACCACAGCAGCAGGAAUCUCUGGUGACAAGCAAACAAACAUAUCUAAAAGUGGAUCACAACAAUGCCAUCAGGACUCCACCUGUGGGAAUGAGUAAACAAGUGGCUAGUGAAACUGAACAUAACACCACAACUAAUAACACAGAGCACCAGGCAGAUGGUAUUGAAGUACAUAGAUUUCGAUCAUCUUUCCAAGGCUCAUGCUUUGAUAGGGAUAUACUGACAACAACAGUGACUUUGCAGCAGCCUGUGGAACUCAAUGGUGAGGAUGAACUUGUCUUUACAGUGGUUGAGGAGUUAUCGAUCAGUGGUAUUAUGGACAAUGGAAGACCUGCUAGCAUCAUCAGCUUUAACAGUGACUGCUCUCUCCAGGCCCUUGCCUCUGGCUCUAGGCCAGUUAGUAUCAUCAGCAGUAUAAAUGAUGAGUUUGAUGCUUAUACCUCUCAGGCAAGUACAACAGGUGUCAACAUUGAUAUUGUUGUGCCCUUUUCUGAAGAACCUUUUACUAGUAGCAGCAGACGUUCCUCCAUUAGCUCAUGGCUAAGUGAAGUCAGUAUCUGUACAAUUGGAAGUGAUGGAGCCCAUUCCAGUGAUGGUUUUCUUAUGCAACCCUCUUAUAGCUGUAACAAAUCUGAGGAGCCUUUAACUUUGGGUUCUCCUAAUAUCUCUGUUCCCUUGAAAACUACCUUAAAUGAUAGUGGCUUUUGCUUUUCAGAACUGGAGAGUGAGAGCUUGAAUUCAAGCAAAACAGCCUCAGGAGUCAACAGAAGCCCUCAAAACUAUGACUUAACCAAAGUGUGUCAGAUUGGAAGUACUCUUUGCAUCACUGAUCAGACCCCAAAAGUUAAACUUUCUAAUUCUCAAAACACACCAGUGAUUGAAACUAUACACUCCAGUCUUCCCCGAAGAACAAAAGCUACCUCAUCUCUGACUCAUAAUAAUACUCUCAGUGACAAAGAACUGCAAAAGCCACAUGUGAUGUUUGAAGAUCCAUGGUUGGUUCGCACAGAAGAUCAUCUGGAAGCCAAUAGUACAGAUUUGUUACCUUCAAAUUCUCAGGCAUUUAGUACUCAGAAGCAGUCACCAAGAUCCGUCCAACAAUUUGGUAACACAGCUAAACCUUUAAAAUCCCAGACAAUGCUUGCAUGUUCACAAAGGGUGGUAGAUGGUUGUGAAAUGAGCUGCAAGUCUUCUAGUGGAGUGGCUAAAAAAUCUGAAGCUUUCCCUAAAAUCCCACAACUUAAAAGAGGAGCCACCACUCUGGGAGUAGUUCCUGUGACGCAUAGCAGUGGUGCUUUUACAGAAUGUAUGCACAGGGGAAAUUCUGAAGCUGCUUUUGCCAUUGGGAGCCUGAAGAAGAAGAAUACACAGCAAAAGAUAAGUAUGUUACCCAGGCCAAAUGGCACAGUACCUCCAACACCUCCUGUGCGUAAAUCCAGCCUUGAGCAAAAAAAUGGAGGGGCCAAAGCUGUAGGAUUAGAAGCUAAUAGGGCUGCUGCAGCAAAACAUGAGGAUGAGAUGGAUUCACGACUGAGAACUGGGUUAUGUACUGCUGAAAGUGCCAGUAGCAAAUGCAGCCUCAGAGGAGAUCACUCCCUGCCAAAAGCAACUUCAAGUUUAAAGGCCAAGGUAUCAAAAAGUGAAGCUGUCCAUCGCUAUGGGAGCCACGCGUCCCUUGAAAGAUGUGAUAGCUUGAUAUCUGUUGGAGCAAAAAACAGUCUGAAUAAGGAAAAUGGUGGUGGCAGCCUUAGCAAUGGCAGGAAUGGCCGGCUAGUCCCAAGACUGGGAGUUCCUCCUGAUGCUUCUGGCCUGACCUCUCCUCCAUCAUGCGCCAUGUCUGUACCUUGCAAAAGUAGUCAGAUAAAAAGUGCUACCAGCCAGAAAACUGUGGUUAGUGGGAAUAAGAGUCGUAGCCUUUCGGCCAGUGGGUCCAAGUCUUUGAGCUCCUCUGUGAAGUCAUUAGCUCCUUCUGCUGGGAAGAACUCUAGCAUUCCUUUGAGUGGGAAAGCAACUCCAAGGUCCAUGCAAGGCACAAACAACAAACCUGGUCGAGGAACAAUUAUGGGAACCAAGCAGGCCAUUAGGGCAGCCAACAGUCGUGUUAACGAGCUAGCAUCAGGGAGCUCAGUCAAGAUGAGCCAUUUCCGGGGUUCAACAGACUCUGAUAGUGGCAAUGACAGUGGAAUUAAUCUAAGUGAUGAGAAGUCACAGAUCCUGGUGCUGCCAUCUCCAUACAGUAAGAUAACUGCACCAAGAAGACCUCAGCGCCAUAGCAGUGGACAUGGGAGUGACAACAGUAGUGUCUUGAGUGGGGAACUACCACCUGCAAUGGGUAGGACAGCUCUUUUUUAUCACAGUGGUGGCAGCAGUGGCUAUGAAAGCAUGAUCCGUGACAGCGAAGCCACUGGCAGUGCUUCCUCAGCACAUGAUUCUAUGAGCGAAAGUGGGAUGUCUUCACCAAGUCGCAUGAGAAGUUUGAAAUCCCCAAAGAAAAGAUCAGCAGGUUUCCAGCGCCGUCGGCUGAUUCCAGCACCUCUUCCCGAUUCCACAUCUCUGGGGAGAAAACAGACUGUUGCUGGCCAGUGGGUUGAUCUGCCCCCCUUGCCAGGGACUUUGAAAGAGCCAUUUGAAAUAAAAGUUUAUGAGAUUGAUGAUGUGGAACGAUUACAGCGACAUCGACAAGAAGAAACUGAGCCUUUCCAGGAUGUUGAGAAGGGCUUGAUAUAUUUUAAUACGAAGCUGAAAAUCCUAGAGAGACGCCACCAACGGAUUAGGGAAAUGAAAGCAAAGCAUGAGCUCUUGAAAGAUGAAUUGGAAGAAACAAAAUGCAGGUUGAUGUUGGAUCCAAGCAAGUGGAAAGGAGAGUUUGAGGUUGAUCCUGAUCUUGAUAAGGAAUCGCAAGAUUAUCUGGAGGCAUUAGAACAAGUGACUGAUGAACUAGAGCAAUGUGUGAAUCUGUGCAAGUCGCAUGUCAUGAUAGUCACCUGCUUUGAUAUUGGAGUAAUCAACGACAUCCAGGAUGGAGCACAAGAAGUGGAAGUUUGAAAACAUUUGCAAAGGGAUUUGAGGAGGUAGAACCAAACUUUCAAAAGAGGGAAGAAAAACAUGUGUAUUGGAAAGUGAAGGUGGAAGCGUGAAAUUUUUUUGCAACAAAGAAUGUUGUGGAAGUCAGAACUGUCAAGGAAUCAGAAUGUUCUAAACCUGUAUGGUGCCUCAACAACCUAUGAAUUGUACAAAGCUUAUCAUGAUUUCUAAAAGAGGAAAGCAGAAAAGAAUAUUCUGAGAACUAAUUCUGUUUGAAAAGCAAAGUGCCUUUACCAUUCAUUUGUGACUUGUUUUCUUAAUUUUUUAUUUGUUGCUAGAAUUGAAACCAGCAAAUCAAAACAAAUCAUAAAAUGUAUUCCUAUAAUAUUUUCUACUGUAUAGUGUAAUUUAUGACUAUAUGUAAAAACAAAACAAAUUGUAGCAAAAGCAAUAAUUAUGUUUUAAUACCUGAAUUUGCCUCCUUGUUUCAUGGAAAAGCUGGUUUAUGUAGCAGAACAACAGCAAAAAAAUUAUAUUGUAAUUGCUUUUUCAUGGUUUAGGAUUUGAUAUAUUUUUAUGAACAUUAUCUAUUGGAAAGGUAUAUAAUGACAUUUUGGAGUACUUGCUUUGUAUUCAGUUUUUAUACUCUUACUUUUUCAGAUCAUGAUGAACAUGCUUUUUCCAUGUUUUUUCUAUACAAAUAUUAGGGCUGAAAUGUUUGAUAGAUUGAUCUGUUACAUUAGUCAAUUAAAACAGUGUAAGUUUGAUUAAAAAGGUGCCUCCUGAUUAACUGAGCAGCAGAUUUUUAAAAUGUUGUUUAAACUUAUUUUUAAUACAAGGAAAAGCCGAGGAUGGCAGGUGGCAUACUAUAGCAUUCCCUGUUCUCUCUGCUGCUUACACAGAAAUGCCUGUUCCCAGGUGGUGCUUACUGCAACAUACAUGUAUGUGUGUUUUUAAAAGAAAAGAUACAUUAUUUUUUCCUCUUCAGAACUUUGGUUUUAUUUAUAUGCAUUUAAAUGUAUUUACCAAUUAAUCGAUUAGUAAAAGGCCAAAACUAAAACAAUUGAUUGGCCAAGAUUUCUUUAAUCAGACAGCAGUUCUAAUAAAUAGGUUAACCAGUUAAGUACUUCCAUGGGCAACAUUCCUAAACUACAAACUCCAGAGUGGCCUGAGAUUACUUGUUGAUAGGUCUGCCGUAAGAGAUAGGCAGUGAAGGCCUUGGUAAUGAAGGUCAGCCUAUAUGUUAUUGCACAGACAUGACUGCAUAAAACGCCCAGUGGCUUCCACUUCUAGUCAAAUCCAAUUUGGGAGGGAAUAAUUUUCAACAAUGACAUAGAAAAUGCAUAACUCCUUCCCCACCACUUUACUCCAUUAUUGUAGAGCUGCUAGAAGGAGUGUUUUGGCAGCAAAUUGUCAAGUGGGAUAUGGGUCAAGCACCACAUUCUGGCAUUUGCUUCUGAAAAUUGCUUCAAACCUCUUUGACUAGAUGAAAGAGCUAUGAGGGCUUUUAUACAUAAGUGCAUGUGUAAUAUGUAGUUUUGCCCUAACUCUGAUAAUUGACUGCAUUCAUUACUAACCCCCUUUCCUAGAAUUCCUUAAUUCAGGGGUUGGCAUCAUGGACUCUCUUACCCCAAUAUAUCCAUCUUGUUUUUUUCCCAUUGGAAAAGCUCCUCCACCCUAAUUUCCAUCCCGCUGAACAUAUCUGGGGUGCCUGGUCAUUGUUCAACCUAGGGCCAGUGUUGAAUUGGGGAGGGAUGGUGGGGUAUAAAGUUGACAGCCCCUGCCUUAAUCUAACUUGAUGAAGUCUGUUAACUACACUGUGGCUUUUCUCUCUCUCUUCUGAGUGCAGGAAAAAAGAGUUGGUUCCAGACUUAGUCACAGGAGCAGACUCACUGAAAUGCAUUCAUUUCCUUUGACUUCAGUGGGUCUAUUUGUCAUAUGACCAGUCUGGAUCCAAUCCUGUGUUUACAGCCAAAAUCGCACAGAAGUGGGGUAAAAUGUUUUCUUGGGGGAGGGGGGUAAUUAUUAAGUUAGGUCCAUAUUUUUGUAUAGUUUUAACAAUAAAUAUAGCAUUUGCAUUUUAUGAACUUUGAAAGACAAAUAUAUCUUUUUACAGUUUUUCUAAGGAAGGCAAACUCUCAGGAUUGUUUCUAGACAUGCUGCAUGAAUUUUGUGCUCUUUCUCCCUUUCUUUCUAUUCUUUUUUAAGAAAACCACUUUCAAGUGGAGACUGUUGAUAAACUGUUGCCAAACAAAAUAACUUUUGGAAAAGUUUGAUAGUGUAUGUAAUGACUGCAUUUCAUAAGGAACCAUAUUUUCUAUCAUCUUACUAUGUACGGGGUUGUGUUUCCCCUCCAGAUCCUUUGUAUAAAUGUAUACAAUAAUGGCUUGC